UCGCACAACAAUACCAGAGUGACUCCAUUUUCCAAUCAAAACUGAAAAUUUUAUAAUCAGUUGCAUAUCUUGCAGUUCAUCCAAUCUCCUGUUUGGUUGCUAAGACAAGCCGACAAGGCAAACUUUUGAUCUUGGAUCUUCCUUGUUCGGUCAUUUGCAGCCGUGGAUUGGAAUAUUUCAGCUUAAGAAAGCAAUCACAAUCCCUUAAAAGUUGAGCUGAGUCUCUGAGAGGGGUGUGUGAGCUGUUUGUUUAGUUGAGUAGUAUGAAUGGAAGCUAUAGCAAUGCAAGUCCGAGCUCAAGCUCGAGUCAGAAUAGCAGUUCCCAUGACACCGAGGAUGACCAGACCAUUGCAACCAUCUUGGCUGAAGAAGAAAAGCUGAAAAAUGAGCGCAGGCUGGGGAAGAGACUCUCCCACUUAGAUUCAAUUCCGCACACUCCCAGGGUGAAUGGGGAGAUACCUGAUGUGAAUGAUGCCACCCAAGACCAUAAGAGGCUUUCAGAAAGGUUGGCUACCUAUGAUCUAUCUGAGCUACAAAUUGAGGGUGAUGGAAAUUGCCAGUUUCGAGCAAUAGCUGAUCAGUUGUUUCGCAAUGCGGAUUACCAUAAGCAUGUAAGAAAACAGGUUAUAAAGCAGUUGAAGCAUCACAGAAAACUCUAUGAAGCUUAUGUCCCGAUGAAGUACAAAAGUUACUUGAGGAAGAUGAAAAAAAAAGGGGAGUGGGGAGAUCAUCUUACCCUACAAGCAGCUGCAGACCGAUUUGGAGCCAAAAUUUGUUUAAUCACCUCUUUUCGGGAUACUUGCUAUAUUGAGAUCCUUCCUAAAGAUGGGAAUCAUAUGAGAGAGCUUUGGUUGAGCUUUUGGAGUGAAGUGCAUUACAACUCACUAUAUGCUACUGCAGAUGUUCCCACAAGAAGUCCCAAAAAGAAGCAUUGGCUUUUCUAGACUUAAUUAGCAGGCAGACAGACCUUGAUGUAAAUUGACAGGCAUUCGAUUGAAUUCUUUCUGCAUUUACCAGGCAUUCGAUUUAUUUCUUUCGACAUUUACCCUGAGUGAGUUAAGAGUUAGAAACUUAUUGAUAUUUGUAUAUAAAAGCUGCAUAGCAUUUCUAUCACGCUUUUACGACAAUGUAAAUUUAGAAAGUUACUACCUAUAUAUGAGUUACAAGCGGCUAGCUUGGUUUACCUCCUCA
This is a messenger RNA of Argentina anserina (silverweed cinquefoil), 1191 nucleotides long. Its product is annotated as OVARIAN TUMOR DOMAIN-containing deubiquitinating enzyme 11. The record is from RefSeq and is a predicted model, not a curated record. Lineage: Eukaryota; Viridiplantae; Streptophyta; Magnoliopsida; Rosales; Rosaceae. Gene Ontology annotation, molecular function: cysteine-type deubiquitinase activity. The transcript is spliced from 10 exons. Gene Ontology annotation, biological process: protein deubiquitination. Bases 264 to 944 code for a protein of 226 amino acids.